AUGGUGAACAAGUGUGCUGCCUAUGGUUGCAAAAGUGGAUACAAAUCAAAUGCUGCGAUAGAUGCUGAAAACAAAGUGUCUUUUCAUUCCUACCCAGUCAAUGAUCCUGAACUUUGUGCAAAGUGGAAUAAGGCAAAUCCACGAAGGGAUUUUAUUCCAAGCAGACAUUCAAAGAUGUGCUCUUUGCAUUUUCGACCUUUGGAUUUUGUUGAUAAAUAUUCUGAUACAAAUUCAACAAGAUAUAAAAACAAAACAAGCAAUAGUGAGUCAAGAAUCAAGCGAGAAUUAAAGCCUGGAACAAUUCCAACAAUAUUUAAUGCACCAUCAUACGCAUCAACAAUCGAGCAUCUACCGAGACCUACAACAAAUUUAUCUGCUGCGUGUCGUCGAGAAGGUGAAAUAAAAAGAAUAAAUGAACUUGAAAAUGAAUUCAACAAAAGUGAUCAGAUAAUAAAUUUGAGUUUAGAAGAAAUUCUAUAUCGUUUAAAAAAGGAAACAUCUGCUCCAAGUGGAUACCAAUAUCAAAUCUUCGAAAACAGUUUGGUAUUGUAUGAAAUACAUUUUGACAACUGUUGCCCUCAUAUCAAAUCAUCUAUCACCAUAGAUGAACAAAAAAAUAUAUCCCUGUUUAACAAAGGUCGAGAAGUUUCAAAAUCAUUUGUUGAAGGCAUCAUCAACAAAAAAGUUGACACCAUGAAUCAGCUAUUGAAUGUGAUGGCUAGACUUAAAAAUUUGCAAACUGAUCAUGCGAAAGUAACUUUUGAUGAAGCCAAAGCUGCAGCUAAACAACAAUUAAAAUGUUGCUUGGGUUCUGUUGAUGACGAAAAGAGUCUUUUUUGCAAAAUUGUUGAUAUGCUUGUCAUUGAGGAUGCUAUUAUCAUUGAUAAUAAUUACUGUGUUAAAAGUCAUGAUGUAAAACGUAUGAUUGCUGAACGAUUUUCGCCGGGCGACAUUCGAAUUCCGCACCACGCGGUCCCGAACCGCGUCCGCAUACGAAUAUCCACCCGAGCCUUCGCUUCGGCGGAGUCUUUCCUGGCCGGGAUCCGCCACUCUACAAUAGACCCUCUCAGGGUCUGA
Molecule: messenger RNA, 1077 nt
Organism: Helobdella robusta
Lineage: Eukaryota; Metazoa; Annelida; Clitellata; Rhynchobdellida; Glossiphoniidae
Exons: 3
Coding region: 1-1077 (358 amino acids)
Molecular function (GO): sequence-specific DNA binding
Source: RefSeq, a predicted model, not a curated record